GCUCGGCUCUGCUUUUUCCAAUCCGUUCGCUCGUGGGCGGCGAUGAACGUCUUCCGGCGGGUUUUUGCGGGAGGCCUUCCUCGCUUUUGGCAGCUGCCGCCACCGCCGGUUUCCGCGCCCGCGUGCGGCAGAAGGGUCGGCGCGCAGCUUUGUCGCGCCUCGGUGGGCGGCCCUCCUCACUUUCCACUCGGGAAGGAGCCCCAAAGGCGCUGGGAAGAGACGGCGGUAAUAGUGUCGCCUGAGUUGCGGGAGGAGGAGGAGUUCGUCUUCCCCGAAUAUGUUCCUGAGGAGCCGGCCAUUGAUGAGGAGAUGCAGCGGCUGGAGGAGGAGGAGCUGGAGCAGCAGCGGACUCAGAGCACGCGGCAGCAGCAGCCCCGAGAAAGACGCCAGAAGGCUCCGCGGAGUCACCAGGCGGCGGGGCAGCCGGAUCCUUCGCUGCGGUCGAGCGGAGUGAACUGCUCGGGAUGUGGCGCGGAGCUACACUGCCGGGAUCCGGCAGUGCCGGGUUACCUGCCCAGCGAGAAAUACCUGAGCCUGGUGGGGCCUGCAGAGCUCCUGUGGCGGGAGGAAGAUGAAGGAGAGCCGAGAGAGCCGAAGGGGGAAGAGGGGGCGGCCUGGAAGGACUCUGUCAGGAAGGCGCUGGAGGGGACUGUGUGCCAGCGCUGCUGGCUUCUGGUGCACCACCACCAAGCCCUCAAGGUGGAAAUGUCCCGGGAGACAUACUACAACCUGGUGAGCGCUGCCUUAAAACGGCCUCCUCGUCACGGACGGUCACCCCUCGUGCUCUGUAUGGUGGAUGUGCUGGACCUACCUGACUCACUUCUGCCUGACCUGUCCAAGUUGGUGGGGACCCAUCCCCACAUAUUUGUGCUAGGAAACAAGGUGGAUCUCCUGCCUGCUGACUCACCGAAGUACCUAAAGCACCUCCAAGAACUGCUGUUGAGGAAUUGUGCAGAUGCUGGCCUUGUGGAUUUGAGCCAGCCUUUAGGAACCCCAAACAAGCGGAUAAUUGAGGCACACCUCAUCAGUGCCAAGACAGGCUAUGGAAUAGAAACGCUGAUCUCCAAGUUGCAUCGGUCUUGGAAACUAAAUGGGGAUGUAUACCUUGUGGGAGCAGCCAAUAGCGGAAAGUCUACUCUCUUCAAUACUCUCUUGCACUCUGACUAUUGUAAAUCCAGAGCUUCUGAUGUGAUCCACAGAGCAACCAUCUCACCUUUCCCAGGUACCACCUUGAACCUCCUGAAAUUUCCAAUUAUUAAUCCUACACCUUAUAGAAUACUCCGGAGACAAGAAAGGCUAAAGGAAGAUUCAGAGAAGAGUGAAGAAGACCUCAGUAUACAUGAACAAAAACAGCUUAAUAUUCUCAAAAAGCAAGGAUACUUAAUAGGAAGAAUUGGAAGAACCUUUAAACCAGAAAAAAAUCAAGAAAAAUGUACAGUUGAUUUUGAUGCUGAAGCAUUGUCUUUUAGUAUGGAGGAAGAACCCUCCUCUCUGCUCAAAGCUACUACCACAAAAGUUGAACUGACAUAUAAUGAAGUGAAAGAUUGUCGUUGGUUUUAUGACACACCAGGGAUUAUAAGAGAUGACUGUGUUUUAAAUCUCCUAACAGAAAAAGAAAUCAAAUUUGUUUUGCCAACCUGUGCCAUUGUUCCAAGAACAUUUAUACUUCAACCUGGGAUGACUCUAUUUUUGGCUGCAUUGGGACGUAUAGAUUACUUACAGGGGAGUCAGUCCUCCUGGUUUUCAGUUGUGGCCUCUAAUUUGUUGCCUGUGCAUAUCACCUCAACAGAAAAAGCAGAUGCCAUCUAUCAAAAGCACGCAGGUCAAACGCUACUAAAGGUUCCAAUGGGAGGUGAAGAACGAAUGAAAGAAUUUCCACCACUUGUUCCUCAGGAAGUGAUGUUGGAAGGAAUUGGGGAGGUUGAGGCAGUAGCUGACAUAAAGCUCUCGUCUGCUGGUUGGGUUGCAGUUACGGCUCAUUCAAAUAACAAAAUGCAAUUAAGAUGCUAUACUCCUGAAGGAACACUGGUAACUGUACGUAAACCACCUCUGCUGCCAUACAUCAUUCAUUUGAAAGGGGAACGUCUGAAAGGAAGUUCAUCCUAUAAGACUAAAAGACCACCUUCUUUUGUGCAAAAUUUAAAAUCUAAUGUAGAUCAGAAAAAGUAUAAAGUAUAAGACAUUAUAAAUAACGGAAUCCCCAAUGUAAUUUUUACCCCAAAUUAGCAAAUAGAUAUUUGCUUAUUAACAGCCAUUUUGUUUUCUUAUUGUUUCGUUUUGGUAAAUUGUCACUGCGCAUUAAAGGUCAUGUUUACUUGCA
Messenger RNA from Candoia aspera, 2320 nucleotides. RefSeq names its product nitric oxide associated 1 (gene NOA1). NCBI's taxonomy places the organism in Eukaryota, Metazoa, Chordata, Lepidosauria, Squamata, Candoiidae. The transcript is spliced from 7 exons. Gene Ontology annotation, molecular function: GTP binding. Bases 43 to 2178 code for a protein of 711 amino acids. The record is from RefSeq and is a predicted model, not a curated record.